UCCGCGGUCCCGGCAUCCCCCGCGGUCCCGGUAUCCUCCGCGGGGCAAGAUGGCCGCGGCAGGGACGGCCCCGGAGGUGACGGGGUGCUAGGCCGUACGUCCCUCGGCCUCUCCCGAGGGCCGAGCGGGUCCGAAGAAGUGAGCCUACGGCCCAGCCCCGCAAAUGCGUGUCGGCUUUUCUUGCCGUGGCCAUGGGGACGUCCCAAUAAAGCCUUUGCCCUGACAGGCAAUUCCGGCACCUCUCAGCCCUGAUCUGGAACCUCCCGAGGGCUGCAGUGUCAGCGCUCCGACGGGGCGCGAGGCCAGUCCCUCCGUCCCCACAGGCGCGACCCCGAGCACCCCAUGCCUACAGGCGCAGGGAGGCGUAGCCUCCCCCAGGGCAGCCACCUGUGCUGGUUGCUCUGCGCUUUCACCUUGAAGCUCUGCCAAGCCGAGGCUCCGGUGCGGGCGGAGAAGCUGUCAGUGAGCACCUCAAAUUUGCCGUGCUGGCUGGUGGAAGAGUUUGUGGUGGCAGAAGAAUGUGCUCCGUGCUCUAACUUCCAGGCUAAGACCACUCCUGAGUGUGGUUCCACAGGGUACGUGGAGAAAAUCACAUGCAGCUCAUCCAAGAGAAAUGAGUUGAAAAGCUGCCGCUCAGCUCUGAUGGAGCAGCACUUAUUCUGGAAAUUUGAAGGGGCUGUCGUGGGUGUGGCCUUAGUCUUCGCUUGCCUUGUCAUCGUUCGUCAGCGACAGCUGGACAGAAAAGCUCUGGAAAAGGUCCGGAAGCAAAUCGAGUCCAUAUAGUGACCUUCUGCCCUUUGACAGGGGUCUUUAGGGACCCUGCCUCACACAGAGACUUGUGCCCCUCAUUCUGGGAGACUGGUGGUGGCGUCCCUUUCUGCGUUUCCUGUCUAGAUCAUUAACCAGCAAAGUAAGUAGAAUGGUUCCCUUCCCUACUGUAAUUUGGUUUGGGACCGGAAGUCAUGGCAGCAGGCAUGGAAACGGUGGCAACUUUACGCCCCAGGUUACCGACUACCUGUCUUCUCCUCCUGCUACUUAUUUAAAACUUUCAGGAUACAAUUUCAGCAAAAAAGUUUAUUUCUCAGCCAAAACCUCUGUUUGCCCUCAACCCUAACCCCAAAGAAGAAAUAAAGUUGCAGAUGUAUGAAGUA
Molecule: messenger RNA, 1151 nt
Organism: Prionailurus viverrinus (fishing cat)
Lineage: Eukaryota; Metazoa; Chordata; Mammalia; Carnivora; Felidae
Gene: JTB
Product: jumping translocation breakpoint
Exons: 5
Coding region: 343-783 (146 amino acids)
Biological process (GO): mitotic cytokinesis
Cellular component (GO): cytoplasm; midbody; centrosome
Source: RefSeq, a predicted model, not a curated record